AUGGGGAUCGUGGAGGCGUGGGUGCGGGAGAAGCCCAUCCGCACCUUCCUCGCCCGCCUCGCCCAGCGCCGGGGGGCGGCGGCGGCCGCUUUCCUCGCCUCCGCCGCCGCCGCCGCGGCCAUCGACGGCGAGGGGGGCGGCGAGGAAAGCAUCCCGCAGCUCUCCUCCAUCGCCAACUCCGUCGUCUCCCGCUGCUCGAGGAUUCUUGCUCUUUCAACUGAAAACUUACGGCAAAGCUUUGAGACUGAUUUCCCACAUAAUUGUAAUGAGCCCAAUACAUAUGCAAGAGAGCUGUUAGAGUAUUGCUGCCACAAAGCUCUUCAUGAAGUUACUACACGUCCAGACUAUUUGGCUGAUAAGAAUCUUCGCCGCUUGAUGUUUGAUAUGAUGCUUGCAUGGGAAACCCCAGGCUCUGAGGAUGCAUCAGUAGAAAAUGGUUCUACUGUGCGUGAUUCCCUUGAGAUUGAAGAUGUGGAUGAGGGAUCAAUUUUUUAUGCAAAUUCCACAAGAUUGGCUGUUCAAGUUGAUGACAAGAAGACAGUUGGGCUAAAUGCUUUUGCACAAAUAGCACCUUCAUGCCCAAUAAUAGCUGACUUGGUUACUGUCCACAAUCUGUUUGAUGCACUUACAAGCUCAUCUGGAGGCCGAUUACACUUUCUUGUUUAUGACAAAUAUCUCAGGAGUUUAGACAGGGAACUGAGGUCCGUGAAAGGUAUCAUGCAAUCUCCACUUGCUUCGAGUUUUCAUCUUGAUGCUGGAGAGUGUAUAUUAGCUAUUGAUGGAGACAAGCCUAUUCAUCCUGUACUGCAACAUAUCGGGAUAUCAGCAUGGCCAGGAAGAUUGGUCCUCACAACACAUGCUCUUUAUUUUCAGAGUAUCAGAGUGGGUUAUGGUGAUAAUAUUGUUAAAUAUGACUUAGCUACGGAUUCAAAUCAAGUAAUUAAGCGUGAUUUGACUGGACCACUGGGUGUACGCCUCUUUGAUAAAGCAGUGAUGUACAAAUCAAGCAUUUUGACAGAACCAAUUUAUUUUGAUUUCCCUGAAUUAGGAGGUCCUUCGCGAAGAGACUAUUGGUUAGCAAUCACCCGUGAAGUAUUGCAGGUGAACAGAUUUAUCAGGAAGUUCAAUCUUGGAGAUGUUCAGAGAGCAGAAGCACUCUCAAAAGCUAUCCUGGGCAUCUUGAGAUACUCUGCUGUCAAAGAAGCUUUUCAUAUUGCUCCUUCCCACUUCAAAACAACACUUACUUUUAGCUUGGCAGAAAAGCUUCCAAAAGGAGACAUGGUCUUAGAAGCGCUGUAUAAUAACUACUUCCAACUCUUGGACUCUUCACUGAGCCAUUUAGCAACUGAUUCUGCAGUUGAUAAAAUGUCAGAGAACCAUUCUGUACCAUUUUCCUUGUAUGCUCUCUCUAGAAUGGGGUUUCUUCUGCUGAAGAGAAAAGAUGAAACUGAAAAGGAAAUAAGCUUUUGUGCUGUUUGCUUUGGUGUAACAAAAUCUCUGGAGGCUGCUCUGAAAGAGUCGAUUUGUUACUCUGAGAGAAUAGAGUCAGCACGUGCUACAGUAGACCAAGUAAAGGUGGAAGGCAUUGAUGCAAAUCUUGCUGUCAUGCAGGAGUUACUCUUCCCUUUCAUUCAAGUAGGAAAGAUUGUUUACUCUCUGAGUCAGUGGGAAGAUCCUUUGAAAUCACUUCUUUUCUUAGCUUUUAUAUUGUAUGUUAUUCAAAGGGGUCUUGUCAGUUACGUCGUGCCCUUUGUUUUCUUAACUUUUGCUGUUCUCAUGCUUUGGCAUAAGUAUAUUGGGGACGGAAAACUGUUGGAAGUGCUUGAAGUAAAACCUCCUCCAAGUAAAAAUGCUGUUGAGCAAAUCUUGACAUUGCAGGAGGCUAUAUCCAAGUUAGAAGAUUCUCUACAGGCUGUAAAUAUUGCUCUUCUAAAGUUCAGAUCUGUCUUGUUUGCCUCUGUUCCUAAGGCCACUGAAGUGGUCGCAGCGGUUCUUAUUGCCGCAACUACAUUUCUUGUCGUCGUACCUUCCAGGCAUCUGAUACUUAUGGUAGCCCUGGAGUUGUACACGAGGGAGAUGCCACUAAGGAAACAGAACACUGAGAAGUUCCGCAGGCGAAUUAAGGAGUGGUGGGCCCGCAUUCCAGCUGCACCUGUGCAGAUGAUCGGACCUAACGAAACGAAGAAAAAGAGGUGACCACGGGCUCUCGAACGGGAAAAGGAGUCCACAAAAUUUCCGUUUCCUGUUUCAACCUGACCAGCUAACCUGUCCAGAUUUUAAUCCUGAUUGCUCGGAAUCAUCAUCAUAGUCAAACUGCUACCGAUUAACCGAGAUAACCAACGUACAGAGGCAUUGCCGUGGACGUACAGUUGUAAAAAGCAUGUUCGGAGCCCCCCCCCCCCCCCCCCCCCUCUUGAUUGUAAGACAUUCUGUGAAGUUAGCAUGAUAAGGUUCUCGAGCUCUGAUUAAUUGGUUAACCUCCAUUGAACAAUUUGGACUGCGGUGGUUGAUCAUAUUACUGUGUUCAGCACUGUAGAGAGGAAUUGGAUCAACCAUGUCUACUUUUGAUCUCA
Molecule: messenger RNA, 2573 nt
Organism: Panicum hallii
Lineage: Eukaryota; Viridiplantae; Streptophyta; Magnoliopsida; Poales; Poaceae
Exons: 10
Coding region: 1-2196 (731 amino acids)
Source: RefSeq, a predicted model, not a curated record